This is a messenger RNA of Papilio xuthus (Asian swallowtail), 1988 nucleotides long. RefSeq names its product chromatin assembly factor 1, p105 subunit (gene Caf1-105). Gene Ontology annotation, biological process: DNA replication-dependent chromatin assembly; nucleosome assembly. Gene Ontology annotation, cellular component: nucleus; CAF-1 complex. Gene Ontology annotation, molecular function: protein binding. Lineage: Eukaryota; Metazoa; Arthropoda; Insecta; Lepidoptera; Papilionidae. The transcript is spliced from 8 exons. Bases 157 to 1932 code for a protein of 591 amino acids. The record is from RefSeq and is a predicted model, not a curated record.
CGUUUUUUCUGACAGAUUUAUAUUUUUGUUUAUAGAAAUCUGAAACAGAUGUGUUAGCAUCUUUUAGUUAUAUUUAUAUUGAAAAGGUGAAGAAAUAUCAGAUAAAUAGCUUAGCAACAAAUAUAUUUUUACAUUUUAUAGUUAGUAACGUCUAAAAUGAAGUUUUCAAUUCCUGAAAUAUCAUGGCAUAAUAGGGAUCCCGUUCUAAGUGUCGAUAUCCAACCUAAGUGCGAAGAAAAUGAACCACUGAGGCUAGCGACUGGGGGAACUGAUACACAUGUUUUGAUAUGGCAUAUUUCCAUAACCGACAACGGUUCUAUCAAGUUAGAGGUAGCCGCAGACUUAACGCGCCAUCAGAAAUCAGUAAACGUCGUGAGAUGGUCCCCAGAUGGAAAACUCCUUGCAUCUGGCGACGAUGAGUCCAUUAUAUUUAUUUGGAAGCCAAAAACCGAAGAUUCAGUCGGAUCAACACAAGAACAAAGUGAAGAACAGUAUAAAGAAAAUUGGGUCAUUCAUAAAACACUGCGAGGGCAUGUGGAGGAUGUUCUGGAUUUAAGUUGGAGUAUUGACUCAGCUCAACUUGCCUCUGGCUCAGUGGACAACAAGCUUCUUAUGUGGGAUGUUGCAAAAGGCAAAUACACUUGUCUUUCUACUGAUCAGGGCUUUGUACAAGGUGUCUCAUGGGAUCCCAAAGGACAGUUUAUUGCUUCAGCUAGUAGUGAUAGAACUUUUCGCACAUUUGAUAUAGCAACCAAGAAAGUCAUAUCUAAAAGCAGUAAAGCAGUUUUACCAUUUCCCAAAGACCAUGCCCUGUAUGACACGAAAGUCCGUCUUUACCAUGAUGACACUCUCCAAACAUAUUACCGAAGGCUGGAGUUCAGUCCGGAUGGACUCUUUGUAGCAGUGCCCGCAGGCCGCAUUGAGCCGGAGCAAGGAAAGAUGGAUUUUAAGCCUAUAAAUGCUGUUUAUAUCUACACUAGAUACUCAUUAAAAGUGCCAGCCUGUGUACUGCCAUGUGGCGAGCCAGCGCUGGCAGUGCGGUGGUCUCCAGUGCGGUACAAGCCGCGAGCCUCUGGGCCGCAGCCCGCGUUCCCCACGCCCGGCCGCUUCGUGCUUGCUGUAGCCACCAAGCGCUCAGUGCUGCUGUAUGAUACACAACAGAAGACUCCCAUUGCACUUAUAUCCAACAUACAUUAUACUAGACUGACAGACUUGACAUGGUCGUCAGAUGGGCGCGUGCUGGUCGCCUCCAGCACCGACGGCUUUUGUUCUGUCAUCACCUUCACUGAGGAUGAGCUCGGAGAGCCGCUCCCUGAUGAUGUAGCUGAAAAACUGGUUGCAGAAUCAACAGGUAAAGAAACAGUAAAACUAACGAACAAAGAAAAUAAACAGGAAGAAAAUACAAAACCAACAAAAGUAUCUAAUAUUCCAAAAAUAGAUUCCUUCAUAAAGUUUAAAGCUCCCGAUGACUCACCUAAGAAGCAGAAAAUUGACAAAAUACAACAGAAGACACCGGUUAAAGUAGAUCUCCUUGUAGAAACAGCCAUGUCUUCUUGGUCCGAUAGUUCCAACAAUGAGAUUAUAAGACCCAAACCCAGCGAUGAACCAAUGGAAGUAGACAGCGGUAACAGAGACCCAGAAGUAAUGGUGAUAGAGGACUCAGAAGAUAUGAAACUGGUCUAUGAAGACACACUCACAUCAACCAAACAGUCGGACAAGAAAUCACCAGAAACAAAACUCAAAAAUGUUUCACCAAAACAAAGUGAUACUCCAACAAGUUCAAAUAGAAUAUGUGAAAGCAACUUUCUUAAACAAGCAAAGGUGACGGACAUAAAAGAGCCAGUGGCAGUGAAAGCGGUGCCGAGCCCCAAAGCGCCGCGCAGAGUCAGCUUCGUUACACUCUCCAGCCCCAAGAACAAAAAGACUUGCUAAUUAUUUAUUGUUAUAUUGAUAGAUAUUACUUUUGACUAAAGAUUUUUAUAACAUCA